CGACCGCGGCUAGUACUUGGGGGCUUCAGAGCCUGUGGGCUUUCAGAGUGCUCUGUGUGGGGCUAUCUGCUCGUGCCAUCCUCCUGGUCCAGCGCCAUGGGAGUGACUUGUGUGUCCCAGAUGCCUGUGGCUGAGGGCAAGAGUGUCCAGCAGACGGUGGAGCUCCUCACCCGGAAAUUGGAAAUGCUUGGGGCAGAGAAGCAAGGAACUUUUUGUGUGGACUGUGAGACUUACCACACAGCUGCCUCUACCCUGGGCAACCAAGGUCAGUCCGGAAAGCUGAUGUAUGUGAUGCAUAACUCUGAGUACCCUCUAAGCUGUUUCGCCCUCUUUGAGAAUGGUCCUUGCCUUAUCGCUGACACCAACUUUGAUGUGCUCAUGGUGAAGCUUAAGGGCUUUUUCCAGAGUGCCAAGGCCAGCAAGAUUGAGACCCGGGGCACCCGAUACCAAUACUGUGACUUCCUGGUGAAGGUGGGCACAGUCACCAUGGGGCCCAGUGCCCGGGGCAUCUCUGUGGAGGUGGAGUAUGGCCCCUGUGUGGUGGCUACUGACUGCUGGAGCUUGUUGCUUGAAUUCCUACAGAGUUUUCUAGGCAGCCACACACCAGGGGCCCCUUCAGUGUUUGGGAACAGGCACGAUGCGGUCUAUGGUCCAGCAGAUACCAUGGUCCAGUACAUGGAACUCUUCAACAAGAUCCGCAAGCAGCAGCAGGUUCCAGUGGCUGGGAUUCGUUAAUGACUGGCAGCUGUGGGCUCAGCUGUCACCAUGGGUUCUGCCCAGGAAAAGCAGGUGCUGCAUUCUGGGCCCUGUGUUCCAGAAACCCAUGGCAAACAUGGAGGCUUCUCUCCCUCUGGCUCCCAGCUGUGGCUAUUAUUCUGGGGCUCUGGACUUCCCUUCCCUGACUUCCACAUGCAGCCCCCCAACAACUGUUUUACCCCAUGGCUUACUGGAUUUGGCCCAUCCUCAAGAAUGGUAAUUAUGAAGAAUGAAGAAGCUUGGACCUUUCGGACUGUAGGGAAAAGGUAGGACAGGGGUGCCCCUGCCUAGCAUUGAAGGGGAAAACUGUGUCCUCAGCUCCUGAAGAUUUUUCCAAGACCCCCCAGUGGCCAUGCUAUGCUCUAUUUGUGGGCUAUGCUAUACUGAAGCCCCUCCUCUGCUCAAGGAUGUGGCUGGUCACUCUCCUGGAGAUGCAGGGGUGACACAACUGGCUACUUCUCCCUUUCUGACCUGUUUGCCAAAGUGAUUUGUGAACUGACUCCUAGGUCCUUUGCCUAAGUCCUUUGAACUCUUUCUGACAUUUUUCCCUUCUGUUGUAAAUUACGUGAAGCCACAGGCUAAUCUACUGUACAGAGAACCAAAAGGACAGGGACUCUUACAAGACAGUUUAUUUUUCUCUCACCUAAUAGUUCAGAGGUAAUCUAAGGCAGACUUAACUCUACAAGGUUACUGGGAACCAGGUGUCCUUAGGUCUUGUGCAGCCACCCCCAGAGUGUUGUUCUUAACCACAAGAUCCAAGCAGACUCAUUGGCUCCAUGUCCACAUUGCAGUGAGGGGAGAGAGAGACAGAAAUGCAGUUUCUUUUUUAAAAGCCAUGAUCUGGGGUUGCCCAAAUCCCUUUGGUCACACUUUGGUGAAAGGGAUGCUGGGAUAUAGAUCCUCUUACCAGGGCAGUCAUGCCUCAGUUAAAAGUCAGAGUUCUAUAAUUAAAAGAUGGAGGAGAAUAUGGAUGCUGGGCUCAGUUACUGACCUGCACUACACUGAGCCCAGUGGACAUGCCUAGGAAUGUUCUUGGCAGUUAAUGGCAGUUGGUGCCAUUGUAACUGAGGCAUUUGUUUAUGAGUUAGAUUGAGAUAAGGACUGAUCCCAGGGCCACUUUGAGCUCAGCUGGUUUAGUCAUGCUGGGAAGUCUUAGCAUCAAAACCUGAGUUUUGAUGAUACUCAUGGCCUGAGACUUAGAGCCAAGACUUCUCCAGCUCUCAGAAUUCAGAUUCGGAACAGCUGAUUGAGUGCUUGCACCAUGUUUCGUGAAUUCUUUCUUAUCUCAUUUGAGCCUCCAGGCUCCUCCUCUGACAUACAUUGCUUUCUUGCCACACUCCUGCUGCAGAAAUGUUCAGGCAGGCUAGCAUCAAGGAUGUACACUGAAGGCUUCUGAAGAGCACACUUCUGCAACAGGAGUCAGGAAUUGGUCAUGUUUCCUUUCUGGCUUUGGAUGAGUUUAUCUUCCUUAUACAGAAAAUUUGCAUUUUUCAUUCUCAUCCCCCUGCUUUUAUUGUCACUUAUUUAUUAUUUUUGCUUUUAAAAAAUUGAGGUAUGUUUUAAAUGUCAUUUACACACAACAAAAUACCCAGAUCUGUUGGGUAUGGUAGUUCAUGCCUGUAAU
This is a messenger RNA of Castor canadensis (American beaver), 2380 nucleotides long. It is a transcript of the gene Med20, whose product is annotated as mediator complex subunit 20. Gene Ontology annotation, biological process: regulation of transcription by RNA polymerase II. The record is from RefSeq and is a predicted model, not a curated record. Lineage: Eukaryota; Metazoa; Chordata; Mammalia; Rodentia; Castoridae. Gene Ontology annotation, molecular function: transcription coactivator activity. Gene Ontology annotation, cellular component: mediator complex.